UCCAUUUUCCAGCGGAUCCGGCACCUGGAGGCGGCGGCGGGAGCGGCCCGCGCCCCGCACCCGGCCCCAUCCCGGGCAUGGCCGCCAACAUGUACCGGGUCGGAGAUUAUGUUUACUUCGAAAAUUCUUCAAGUAACCCAUAUUUGAUACGAAGGAUAGAAGAGCUCAAUAAGACUGCCAAUGGAAACGUGGAAGCAAAGGUGGUGUGUUUCUACAGAAGAAGAGACAUAUCAAGUACACUUAUUGUGUUGGCAGACAAACAUGCAAGAGAAAUGGAAGAAGAGAUGGAAAAUCCAGAAAUGGUUGAUUUACCAGAGAAACAGAAGCAUCAGCUACGACAUCGUGAAUUGUUUCUCUCACGACAGCUGGAAUCUCUGCCAGCCACACACAUUAGAGGCAAAUGCAGUGUGACUCUGUUAAAUGAGACAGAAUCCCUUAAAUCGUACCUGGAACGGGAGGACUUCUUCUUUUAUUCACUAGUAUAUGAUCCUCAACAAAAGACCCUACUUGCUGAUAAAGGAGAGAUUCGAGUCGGAAACAGAUACCAGGCAGAUAUAACAGACUUACUAAAAGAGGGUGAGGAUGAUGGAAGAGAUCAGUCAAAACUUGAAACAAAAGUUUGGGAAGCCUUUAACCCACUAGUAGACAAGCAGAUAGACCAAUUCCUGGUGGUAGCACGGUCUGUUGGUACAUUUGCCCGAGCACUAGAUUGCAGUAGUUCUGUCAGACAACCAAGUUUGCACAUGAGUGCUGCAGCAGCCUCUAGGGACAUCACGCUGUUCCACGCUAUGGACACUUUGCACAAAAAUGCCUAUGACAUUUCCAAGGCAAUCUCUGCGCUCGUGCCACAAGGUGGGCCAGUCCUGUGCAGAGAUGAGAUGGAGGAGUGGUCUGCUUCAGAGGCAAAUCUCUUUGAGGAAGCACUAGAAAAAUAUGGAAAAGAUUUCACUGACAUUCAGCAAGAUUUUCUCCCAUGGAAGUCCUUAACAAGCAUAAUAGAAUAUUACUAUAUGUGGAAAACUACAGACAGAUACGUUCAGCAGAAACGAUUGAAAGCAGCAGAAGCAGAAAGCAAGCUAAAACAAGUGUAUAUACCCAACUAUAACAAGCCAAACCCCAACCAGAUCAAUGUAAAUAAUGUCAAACCAGGAGUGGUAAAUGGUACUGGAGUACAGGCACAGAACGCGGCAGCAGGACGGGCCUGUGAAAGCUGUUACACCACACAGUCUUACCAGUGGUAUUCUUGGGGUCCCCCUAACAUGCAGUGUCGCCUCUGUGCAUCCUGUUGGACCUACUGGAAGAAAUACGGUGGCUUGAAAAUGCCAACACGGUUAGAUGGGGAGAGACCAGGACCAAACCGCAAUAAUUUGAGUCCUCAUGGUGUGCCAGUCCGGAACAGUGGGAGUCCCAAGUUUGCUAUGAAGACACGACAGGCUUUCUAUCUCCAUACAACAAAACUGACAAGAAUUGCCAGACGUUUAUGCCGAGACAUCCUGCGCCCCUGGCACGCUGCCAGACACCCCUACCUGCCCAUUAACAGCGCAGCAAUCAAAGCAGAGUGCACAGCACGUUUACCUGAGGCAUCAGAAAACCCAUUGCUAUUAAAGCAGGUGGUUCGAAAGCCUUUAGAAGCAGUGCUCCGGUAUUUAGAGUCUCAUCCGUGUCCUCCGAAACCAGAUCCUGCAAAGAGCUUGUCCAGUUCUCUCAACAAUCUGACUCCUGCUAAGUUUACACCUGUCAUUAAUAAUGGGUCCCCAACUAUCCUGGGAAAAAGAAGUUAUGAACAACACAAUGGAAUGGAUGGCAACAUGAAGAAGCGCCUGUUGAUGCCUAGCAGGGGAACUUACUUAGGUAAGUAAAUUGCAAUUUUAACAUUGUUUUUGUGUACAACAGAAUUUAAUAAAAUGUUAGUGUAGGUCGUGUUUGAUACAAUUUAAGCUUUGUUCUGCUUGUUGCACUUCAAUUCCUUAGAGUUUCUAGCCUUUGUUAGGAGGUGGACACUCAAUCUGCUCACAGCAGUAACACACUCUUGGCUGUUUAAAAAAGAGAAGGGUACUGAAGCCUUCCUGUUUACAAAGACUAUGUGUGUAUAUGUCAACUCACAGAGACUACUUCAAGUGAACCAGUAACUUGGAAGUGAAAUUCUUGUUCAUCAAGCCUCAUUCAUGCAUGAAUUCUUACACUUUUUUUUUAGCUUGCUCACAAAUGUGGUACUCUUGAUGUUUUUGUUACUGCUGGGAAGGAUGGAAUCCUAGGAGGAGAAUUACUCUAGGAAAAGGAAAAUACACAUGAAGAUUGUAUGGGUUUUUUAAAGCAGUGUCUCUUAGUGUUGUAAGCUUGCUGGCUGUGAAAGUGUGUGAAGAUCUCUGCAUUCAUUGUGACUCAAGACAUGCUUAUGAAUCUUAGUGUAUGUUGCAUGUUCUGCAUGAUACUUCUUCAGUAAACGGAAGUUAAAAACAAAACACCAUCUGGGACUAAUUGCUUGGUUAAACCUGAUUGGUUUAGGAGGGAAAAAAAACAUUUAUUAUGUUAACAUGAGAUGAAGAUACCACGUUUUUGUGUGUGAUGGAUAUGCUGAAGAUUUGAGUUAGUAAUUUCUAGGAAAUACAAGUUUAAAACUCCAAGUUAUGUCAGGUGGCUGGAGGCUGGGCUACUCAUUUUUCUUGGUGCUGGGGGCAGCUCUUUAAACACUUCUUGUGCCAAACUAUGAAAUUAUCUGUAAAUACACAGGCAACAGUGUUUCUGUUCAGGCAAGUACUGGAAGAUUUCUACCCAAGUAGAAAAGUGGCCAUGGCUGGUGCUUAUCCUCCAGCUUGUUGGUGCUUGCUUGUAGUAACUUCCUGAAAAUAUCCCUGCACACGAGUGUCUAUUGGGCACGCUGCUGAGGGUUUAGGCUCUCCAGCUUUUUUGUAUGGCUGGUUUGUAUUGUGUGGAGUUGGCAGAAACCCACAACAAAACAGGUUAAAUUUGAGUGGUGGGAGUAAUUUUUGAAUGCUAAUUCAGAUGCUGAGGAUCUCUUGCUGGACUCGAAGGGCAUGGGACUGGAUUAGCAAAGAGCAUGCACAUCUGCCCUCAGGCUUCCAGUGAGACCAGAUGUACGGGUUUGCUUCCCACUGGAAAAUCAGACUCCCCCAUUCCACUCUGUGUUGGCUGGUGCCAACUAUUUCUUACUCCCACAGCGUGCUCUUGGGAGCUCUAGUUGCUGCAGGAAGUUAAAGGUUGAGUAUUCUCUCUUUUUUUUUUUAAAUAAAACUGAAAGCGAUAGAUCCAAGUGAAGUGAGGUGGUUACAUGAGAAGAAACAGGUUGGCUGGGUGAGAGGUGGUUCCCCCACAUCCCCAAAAGACAAAGCCAAGCUACAAAGUAACAGACUUUAUUUGCUGUUUGUGAUAGUCCUUCCCCACCUGUGUUUUUUUUGGGUGAACGUAUAUGAACAUAUCUAGUGUGCAGCUUUGAUACUUCAAGAAUGAAAGGGUCAUUAGGGCAUAGUAACCUGCUGUGACUGGUUUUGAGCCAAAAUCUCAGUAAUAGUGCUUGUGCUUGAGGAACAGCUCUGAGAUCUUUGUCACUAAGCUGUGCUGAGUGGAGGUGUGCUUUGAGGGCGUCGGUCUCCGUACUGGGAUUAGUUGUUUUAUUGCCAUUUCACUAACAAGGUGGAAUUGUUUGUGGCAAAGGUCAUCUAUGCUUAUCUGCAGGUAAAACCUCAACUGACCUAGUCUUGGCACUUCUCUUUAUUUCAGUGUGUAGAGGAGAGUUUGGUAGAAGGUAUUGAGUGGGAGGACAUUUUCUAGGGCUCUGGGAUGUUUUUCAGUGCUAUGGAAAAAAAAAUAAUUGAGUUUUCAGAGUAUAUUUCAAUUUCUUUGGCUGGGAUAGAGUGGAAGGUCUGCUUAGAUUCAUCUUUAUAGACCUUUACACUUUGUGGUUUUAGAGGUUUGGUCAUCUUUUUUGUUGGAGUUUUUUUGGCCUUAUUUGGAUGAGUUUAGUGUUGUUUCUAUGUACAUGGAGCUAUUUAAAUUCAAGCAGUUGGACCUUGGAUGUCAUUGGAGGGAAUAUUCACACUUUCUACCUUGUGGCUUCUCUAGACAUUCCUCCAUGAAAUUAAGUUAAAUACAAGGUUGUUGUUUUUUUUUCCUGUAGAGGAGCUGCCAGAACCCUGUUGGAUUUUGCUUCUGGUUUAUAUUCAAAUGCUGUCCUGCUUUCAUAAAGUGCUAGUGGAUGCAAGUGUGAGAGAAGUCUCUCUCAGACCUUAGAUCUGUGAAAAUGGAGCAAGCACCUCAGGGAGGACCAAGUUCCAUGUGGUCAGUUAGCUGUCUCUACCACUCCUCACCCAGAGACAGAGGAUUGGGUUAGUUCUUAGGGCUGCCUGUCUUGCAGACCUCAUCUCUUGCACACAAGCCACCAAAAACUUGAGGGUGAGAAUCCACUGUUCUCUGUACAGAUGGAUGAUGUUGACUUGACAGCUGUUCUGCUGGGGGUUACAGAUGUUACACUGUCUCUCUGCAUCUCUUUGGCCACAGCGGGUCAAAGUUGCACAUUUAGUAGCAGUGCUUCAGCUGCAUAUGUUUUCAGUGUGUUUUUAAUUGCAAAUCAAGGUAGUCUAUUUAGUGUCUGGUUUGGUAUUUAUUCUUUCAAACUCCAGUUAUCAAAGUGUGACUAAAGGGAAAAUUCACAGGUAACUAAAAUUGAUAUGCUAAUUGAUAACCUUAUUAUUGUGAUAGCAAGAGAAUAAAUUGUACUGAAAUUGUACCUUUGUGUCCUAUUUUACUGGAGCAAAAAGUUGCAUUGGCAUCUUUGUCCUAGAAGUUACAGCUUAGGGGUGAGAUGUGUCCCUGUUGUAAUCACUGGUUCUUUUGCUUUUUGAGGGCUCUGAAGUUUUGGGGCUCAGAGUAGGUAGUUCUGCUCAGCCUUCACUCAAGUUUUUGUCAGCCUCAACAUCUCUUCUCACUGUAGAAUAUUCUGGGUUAGUUCUGGUGCUCAGGACUAGCAAGCACUCUUUGUUGUUUGUUGUAUAGCCAGCAAUAGUCUUUGCAGCAGCCAUAAUCAACUGCUUCUGCAGGCCAGUCUUUUCUGGCAUCAAGAAUGUUCUUCACACAAGAAAAGAGCUGAUCUGGAGUGUGGAUCAAAUGAAAUGUGUGGCUUCAAUCCAGGGAUUAGCGUCAGUUGAUUUACAUCUCUCCGAACUCCUGUGAAUGGAGAAAAUAAUAUCUUUCUGUUACAGAAAGAGGAAGAAAAGACAAGUGCUAGAGCUUAGCUCUGAAGCCACCAGAUUCAGGUUGCAUCCUGCUGGCUGUGCUGUUUCUCAGCAUCCGUGGAGCUCUUUGUCCAUCCAUCUCAAACAGCUGCUCACAGCUGUGUUUUGGAUAUGAUUGCUGCUCCCCUGAAAAAGGGGUGAUUAUCUGGCGCCUACGUUGCCUUUGUGAGCGUCCAAAGGUUGUUACUGGUCUUCUUGCUUGGAGCCUAGUACAUCUGUCCCACAUAUUUGAUGGGAAUCUUCCUGGCAGCCAUUUCUUAAUCUCUGUGGAGAUUUAGGCACAAAAAUGCUGCAAAAAUUGAAACUAUGUGUCUUCAUGUUUGAAGCAGCUAACAGCAUACACCUACGCAGAAUGGAAAAUACACUUGGUAGAAGCUGUUGAUUUUAAUGUGCUGGCAUGAUACUCAGGGCUCAGAAAUUGUCCCCAUUUUGCCUUCUUCCCUCCUAAUACUUUGCUGUGCCAUGUAUUUCCUGGCAUAUCUGUGAGUACCUUGUGUUUGGUUUUACCAAGGAGAAUCUCAAGGAAUCUUUUGGGAGUUACAGAGCUGUAAAAGUCCAUUCUUGCAGGAUUCUCGAUAAGUUUUGCUGUUUCAUCCCAGCUUGACUCACUGGCAAUGGGAAGUUUCAAAAGUCAAGCUGGGAAGCUUUCUAUAAAUAUGGAAGCAGAAUUCAUACUGAUGAUUCUGUAGCCAGCAACAGCAUUUGCUGAUGCCUGCCCUGUUGGAUUUGGUACCUGUUGGAUUUGAUGUACUGAUGUUUUGGUUCUCAGCCAAGAGGAGCUGAGAAGGAUGGUUUGGUGCACUGAUGUUAAUGGAACGGUGGUUUCUGGGAGCAUGCAUCUUAGAAAACUCAAAGGUGCUAACAAAAAGGUUUAUUAGGUCUCCCAGUCCAUUCUGUGCUGGAUCUUGCUGCCUUGUGGGAGCAUGUCAUUCUCUUGCAUCGUAAGGCCUUUGUGUCCUGCAAGGUCUCAUACAUGUAAAGUACAGUUCAGUACCCAUGCUGUGGCAGCAUGGUGGGGUAUCCAAUAGUAUAGAAAUAAGCUAGUAGAAUCGAGCUAUUGUGCUCAGUGCUUUAGAGUGCUGUUUGUGUUACUGGAGAGGGGCUUUGUGUGAUAGCUGGAGUCACUGUGCUCUGUGACUGAUGGAGCUGCACCUAUGGAAGCAUCAACUUGUGGUAGGUUCUGCAGGUACAGUGUUUGCUAGCAGCUUGUAACUAAUGUUGGAGCUGAAGAGUUCCCUGGAGAUCCAAGGAUGAAAGGAAAGAUUUUAUUUGUUUCUGUCUCAAUAGUAUAUAAUACCUUCCACAUGCUCCUUCUUGAUGUCAGUAAAUUCCUCCAAAACAGCAGGUUUUUCCCAAGCCUUGAGGAAAACCUCAGAUCUGAAUGAGGAGUUUUACUUUUAGCAGUAGGUUGAAGAAAAGUGUGAGUAAAUGGAGAACAGACUGAGCAAACAGGACGUGUUUUAAACAUGUGGACUCUGCUCUUCAACUCACGUUGUGAAGGAAGCUCUUUUCUCAGCUACCUUUCAAGGAGGGGAGAAGUUAGUUUGGUAGACAACUCUUGUUUUAGCAAAACAACACAGUUGCAAUCAUAGCUGCGUGUGUUUUGACUUUGUACUUUUUUUCUGUCUUGGAAAAGCAAUGGUCUUACCAGCUCUAUUCUCUUUCCUGUUUGUUAGGUCUGCCUAACCACGGACAAACCAGACA
Apus apus (common swift) is the source of this 6953-nucleotide messenger RNA. It is a transcript of the gene MTA1, whose product is annotated as metastasis associated 1. The transcript has 18 exons. Gene Ontology annotation, molecular function: transcription corepressor activity; sequence-specific DNA binding; histone deacetylase binding. The record is from RefSeq and is a predicted model, not a curated record. Gene Ontology annotation, cellular component: NuRD complex; nucleoplasm. Gene Ontology annotation, biological process: negative regulation of transcription by RNA polymerase II; response to ionizing radiation; double-strand break repair. Lineage: Eukaryota; Metazoa; Chordata; Aves; Apodiformes; Apodidae. The coding region runs from base 78 to 1859 and encodes 593 amino acids.